AAGUAGACAUGGAGGAAUAUUUUUUGCAAUCUUUUAUGCUAAACAAACUGAGCAGAAAUUAUUAUUUUUAACCCAAAAAACAGAGAGCAAUUCUUGCCCCUCAAGUGACCUUCUUUUUGUAAAUCCUGUUUGUGCAACAAUGUGUUAUUCAUGUUAAGGUCUGUAUACAGCCACUGGGACAUCAAACCAAGCGCUCUCAUGUAAGAGAACAUUAUCAUGAAGGGUAGGUAGGAAUACGUCUGCACUGUCGCAGUGACUGACAGUACAGUUAUAAAAACAUUAUUUGCUGGUAAAAUCCUUCCUUUUGAUAAAGGUAGUUCAUCAAGUGUUGGGAAUUCACUGAUUUUGUGGUUAGUUGCGUUACGUUUGGGCUGUCAUUGCCAAACUGUGCAGCCCUUAAAUAUUGUUGAAUCACUGCUGUGGUACUCAAUGGUUUUGUAGUGCUAAUGCUAGCUGCAGCGACUGCUGCGUCAUUCUUUUUUGUUCUUUUUAAUUUUCAGUUUUAGAGCAAACAAAAAAAAAUCUAUUUUUGUGUAUGGAGACAAAAAUAUACUAUAUACUAUAUGAAACGAUAACAGAGAAAGGUCAGGGUGAAAGACACUAGUUAUUGAGGAUACCCAAUGGUAUAAUCUGCAACAUAAUCAGAACUGAUGGAAAAUAAACUAUCAAGUUACUUCUCAGCAGUUUUGAUAAUUUAAUUUAACUGAUGUGUGUCACAAGGUAUAUGAUUUACACUGUUUAGGCCACCCUACUUUCCUGCUUCAAACCAUACUGCAACCCACUCCUAACCCAGCUCCUCCUUUUUAUGCCGUAUUUGUUUUUAACCAAUUGAAUAUACUGAGGGGUCUUUGCUGCUGCUCUACCUGCCUUGGCUUUACACAUACAGUCAUUAAAUGGAGGGUAGUUCAACUGAAGUCUCCCUAAAUGGAGGGUCUCCCUGCCACAAGCUUUGGCAUUCCAUGAAUGUACGUGAAAGGGCAGGACGCUCUUAAAACAGAGCCAUACUGCCAAAUUUCAAAUAAAUAAAUAAAUGAGCUAGUAAUUUUAAACUAGCUGAAGUAGAAAGAAUGAAAGCAUUGUGUUUGGUUAAAAAAAUAUUUUCUUAUUUUUUCCUCCCUUAGUUUGUGACCUUGUUCAAACCCCCUUCAUCAUGACGUUCCUGCAGCAGAUGCGUUCCCCCCGCCUCUCCUUCAUACAGACAGUUGCGUCCCUCUUUCUGGCUGGGACAGCCCUCAUGUCCUCUUACUGGUGUGUCGGUAAACAGAAGGUGCCAAAGCCGCUCUGUUCACCCAUCAAACACAGCAACUGCAUCCCCGUCCCCGGCCUCUCCAACUCCUCCAACAUCCAGUUCUCCUGGGAGACAGGGGACGACCGCUUUGUCUUCCCCACCUUCCACACCGGCCUCUUCAUCACCUGUGAGGAGAACAUCUACACGGACGCCUGGGGUGAGAAAGCCGGAGUUUAAAUUGAAAGAUCAGAAUCAUUAAUGCUAACACUUUACAAUAACCAUAACUUAUAAAUGUUAAAUAGACCAUUUAUAAAUGGUAAGCAGAUAGUUUAUUAAUGUUUAAUCAUCAUUUAUAAAUAGCAUAUAGACCAUUAAUAAAUUGUACAUUUUACAAUUUUAAAUACCUAACCCUAACCCUAACUUUACAAUAACCAUCUAAGUAAUGUUUAUAGGUGGUUUAUAAACCUCUUAUUAACCAUUUACAAAGUGCUACUGACGCACAUUUUAAUCUAGAUAUUUUACAACUAAUAUUUAAACCCUAUAUAAACCUUUAAAGAAUAGUCCAUUAAUAGUAAGUCCAUUAGUAACUAUUAACUUACAUUAAUAAACUAUCUAUUUGCCAUUUGUAAUUGGUCUAUAUGCUGUUUUUAAAUGAUUAUUAAACAAUAAUAAACUAUUUACCAUUAAUAAAUUAUGGUUAUUACAAAGUUUUACUGAAUUAAUAUGAUUUAAGAUGUUCUUAAAGAUUUUUCAUUGAUCAAAAAAGACUAAAUGUGUCUGAAUACCAUGUGAGAAUAAGAUGUAAUUAUACAGCUAAAAACCAUAAGAUACAACACAACACAAUACAAUGUGAUACAAUUAUUACAACACAAUAUAAUAGGAUAAUAUAGGAUACAAUAUGAUACGAUAUGAUAUACAACAAUACACUAUGAUGUAGUACCAGAUGACAGGAUACGAUUCAAGAGGAUAAGCUACGAUACAAUAUGACAAAAUUCUAUAUUAUAUUAUGAUCUAUGAUAUAAUAGUAAACUAUAUGAUGGCAUAUGUAUACUACAUGAUACCAUAUGAUACCCUACUUCCUGUUUACUAUUAUUACCUUGGCUGUUUUUGUUGCACUUCCUUCUACAGUCAGUUUGCAUCCUGAUUGGCUAUUGUUCUGCUUUAUGUGACAAUCCAUAGAAUGCAUGCUCGGCCGUCUUCCAUGCUGUUCAAUCGACCGUAUGAAACAUGGACAGAACAAUAGCCAUCCCAUGUGAAGCCAAAACUUUAAGAGCUCCCCCUGGUGACUGGCUUUGAUGCAGGUUACAUGCGCCACCUCAGGGUGACUCAUGGAUCAUGGUUUCUGUAAAUAUGCAGCUGUGCCAGCAUCAUCAAGCAUAGGGUCUAGCAUGUUAUCAUGAUUUUCACAGGAGAGUACAUCUGUUCAUUUGUGAGGACAUCCAGAAUUCUUUAUAAUUCUUUGAAAAACGACAAUUUAAAAGAAACUGAAGGUCAAGAUGUGCCGCUAGUGACAAUGAAAAGAAUGAACAAGGUAGAAGAACUUAUUAAAUGAGAAAGCAUUGAACUUAAAACUCAGAUAUAAAUGUACCCACUGUUACAUUAUAUUGUCAGUAUCAUUGGAGAUUUCAUUGGUAAUAUUUGCAGAUCAGAUUGUGUGUGCAGCUCAUGUGUGGUAAAGGAUAUUACCAAGGUGAGCCACACAGAAGCAGAGAGUGAAUCAAACUCUGUAUUAUCUGUGGCACAGGAGGGACAAUAAAAGCAGGUCACAGUGGGACAGGAAAUCCAAGGUGAUGAUAUGAACUGAAGCCUGAGGUCUGUUUAUUUGCAUCCGAAUAUAUACGUAAAGCAUUUGUGUGUGCAUGUGCAUGUGUGUGUGUGUCUGUGUGAGUGUGUGUUUGUGCGCCGCCUAAAGAGGAUUAUCAUCAGUGUGUUUUCCGCUUGCAGAGAUUUAGACUUCAGCAGCAUGACUCAAUUAUGGAUUAGAAACCCAGAGAGAGAAAGGUUAAUAGGAUUCACAAACACAGGCCGGUUUUUUAACCGUCUCAUCUGCAGCUGAUUUAAAGUGAUGGUAAAGAUUGAGUCUGUCUGGGACUAAAGUUCAGAGCAAAUUUCACCUGGAAAAUGUAAGGUCAUGUUGAUUUAAAUUUUGUUUUAUGAACUGAACCUUAAUUUUCAAAAUAAAAGUCUUUAAAAACAGGAGCAUAAAAACCUCAAUAUAAGAAGACCUUCAGGGGGACUUCAGUAACAGAGAUAACAUACAGCUUUAAAUCAGCAGCAUUCAACAAAAAGACAUAUUCAGUCAAUAAUCUUCAAUACUUUUUCAAUUAAGUCUCAUGUUAUAUGGAAUUAUGGUUUAUUAUGAAACAGGCAAAUUUAACGACCAUUAAGUUUCUCAUGCUGCAAUUUUUAGUUUUUAAGUGUUUAUCAACCAGGUGAACUAAAAUCUUCGUUUUUAAAAUAUCAGUUGGAUGGAGAACCAUCCAGCUGAUAUAUUUCAAACAAGUUUGAGUACUUGUUACUCAAUUUGGACUCAACAAUACAAUAUACAUGAUACAAAAAUGUUACAGUAACUUUCAUACAAUAUAAAAAAAGUACACAUUGAUAUGAUACUUUGCAAUACAAUACAAUAUGAUACAAUGCAACGCAGUAUGAUACAAAAUAAAAUUACAUGAAAAGAUACAAUAUGAUACAACCAGGGGUGGAUCCAGGGAGUGGCCAAUGGGGACCAUAGCCCCUAUAAAAUUUGAUUGGCCACCUUAGUGGGCCCUUAAUCCUAAAUUUGCCUUGUCAGAGGGUGGACUUUGGUUAAACUAUUUGGGCUAUGUUGCAACAGGCUGUGUGCAGCUUUCCUCUUAUUUUUACGUCACAUUUUAUGUUUUGGUUAAUAUUUUGAAUUGUGACUUUAGACAAGCAACUUUUGUUCAGUCCUCAAAGGUUUGAGAAAUAUAACUUUCCCAUGACCUAAAUAUUUAUUUUCACAGCAUGGCAACAAAAUCUUAUCACUUAAUGGAAAAAAAUGUGUUUUGUAUUGUGCAGCUGUCUUAUGUAGUUCCACUAUGUUGCUGAUCCAACAUGGAAAUGUUGUUGCUGAAAGAAGCGUAGUGAGCCAGUUUUCAGACUUGCACCAAAAAGAAAAAUAAGAACCUUCUGCUUUCAAAGUAACUGAAUUAAUGAUGAAAAUGUUUUUGAUGUGGUAGCCCUGAGAGCUCAAUCCAGUCCAAUUUACUGCCUGUAAACAUUUGCAAAUGUAUAAAGAAAGGCUCUAAAAAAGACAUCUUUGGCAGGCUGAACAUUUAGACACUGUUUUUCCCCUUUUUUUGAAUUAUUAUUUUUCCCAGAAAGCUGCACAAGUGUUGCCAAAUUGGUGAAGAAAUUUCUUUCAGUUUCUUUUGCUUUUCUUUGUACAUCUGUAUCCAUAAGUUUGAAGUGUUUCGAGCUUUCAGGGCCACCACAAUUUAGAGUUGAGUAUGGUGCACUGAUUAUUGCACAUUUCUGAAAACAACUUGCAAAAAGAUUAUCUGACAGCAGAAACAGACAAUUAUUUUAUAUAUAUAACUCAUCUGAAAAAAUGUGAGGAUAUAUUUUUUUGACUCUUUAAAUGUGAAAUUGAUUUUUUCAUAGGCUUUUGGAGUAAAAUUGUGACUUCAUUCUAAGUUUCAGUAUAAACUAAAUCUCCCUAGAUUCAAAACAAAUAAAUCCUUUAAUCUUUUAUCAGUUUAUUCCCGCUUAAUUAAAGUCCAUCUCAGUUGUUUCCUCACAGUGAUCAAUCUUGCUAAUCACAUGCUGCAUUUGAAGAAAAAAACUGACAAAAGCAAAAAUGAACCAACAAAAGUCCCCCCAAAAAAGGACUUUUUAAAUAGAUACAAACACAAACUGACAAAAAAUGUUUGACUUACUUUAUCUUGGUUGUUUUUCUCAUUUUGCAGUGUUUUUUUUCCCCAAAGCUGCAGGUUUGCGUCACAUUGUGGAACAUGUUUUCCACUUCCUUUGUGUUGUGUCACAGUUUGCUAAGCUUUCAGAGACUCCAAUUUAGAGCUAAAUACGGUGCACUGAUGACUGCAGCUGUCAUAUAAACACACUGGUAAACAAGCCAGAAAGAGGCUUAAAAGGCUGCAGACGCAGGUUCUUUUCUAAUUUUUUCUUAAAUUAGCAUUACUAACACAGACAGAAAAACACAAACUAGUAUUCAAAAAAUGGUUUCGUGAUAAAAUUAAUAAGUGGAAUAUAAAUGUUGCAUUUAGACAAAAGUUAUUUAAUUUGUGGUUAGUUUUUCUUGUUAGCUCAGGCCUUCCAGAUUCACCAAACAAAUCUUAUAAUCUGGGCUCAGGUUACUUAAGGCCAUGUAAACAUAAUUUAAACUGUUAAACCAAUCUGGUUAUAAACACUGUCAGCAGAUUGAAAGAUUGCUUUUUUUAUACCCUGUUGAUUUAACCUCACUUUAAAUCUUUGGCAGCUGGUGCAUUUUCCUCCCACAACAAAAUUCAAGAUAUAUAAAUUUAUUAUUUUUUUUUCCCAAAAGCUGCUACAUGAAAUGAAAUAAAGGAGAUUCAUCUGUACUGUUAAACUUAAUGAACAUGGUAUAUUCCAAAAUUUGCCAUGUUUUUUAGCUUUCUCUGAGGAGUGCUUUAAAUUGUUCAUGCCUAUCCGAGUCCAUACUAGGUCUAAUCCUCAAGUCUGAAAGGAGGCAGCAGUCAGAAUAUAAAGCAUCUGCAUCAUUACAUGCCAUCAGCCUUGCUUUCUUAGCAAAAUAACUCCUUAGGGAAUGACUGAGUGUUUAGUUCUCUAUCUGUUUCUGGACUGCUGUUUCAUUUUGAUAUCUGGCUGAUAUGGUCCGAGCUCUUUAAACCUCAGCCUCUCAUGCAAAGAUCGCCUCAUGAAUUGCAUUAUUUUCAGCUACUUAAAGCUCCUGUGAGGAGGAUUUUGCUGGUUAGUCAAAUGGACUAACCUACAGUUAGUCCUACAGUGUGAUUAUAGAUUAUUUCAGUGAGGUUGUUUUUACUGCCAGUGAGUGUGCUCUUGUUAUUGCAUAUUAGCUAUAAACAGGACGCUGCAGGAACACUAUUUUUAUGCACGUACAGGAAAAGGUCUACAGAGAAAGUAGAAGUACAAAUUCAUCCAAAGUGUGUAAAGAUUAACAAACCAGAAGUCCAAGACAGUGCCGGUCUGUUAGCAUGUUUAUCUUUGCUGCAAAAAUUGACAGUUUACUGUGGGCUGAAGAAAAGAGCCCCAUGGAUUUUUUUAGAUAUAUGUGUAAGGCUGUGAAAAUCCUGGACCACAUGAAACAAAAAAACAGAGGAUUGUUGCAGGAGAUGGCUUUAAAAUACAGGUCAAACACAGGCAGGUAUUUACACACCAGUGAUAUCCAACAAGACAAAUGUGACAAAGGUUAAAUAACCACUCUGACCUAUAAAAUGUCCAAAAAUAAAUGAUAUGUUAUGAGAACAUGUAAAGCAGUCAUUAAGAGUAAAUGUUGGGCAUAUUAACUUCCUGUGUUGUCAUGGCAACCCAUACAAACAGCAAUCACUACACUAUAAAUCAUGUGGGCGGGCGGCAAAAUCACUGCUGCUGCAAUUACCUGCUGCGUUUCAAGCUCAGAUUUUUACAUAAAGCUUAAAAAGCACAAGAGCAUUUUUUCAGUGAGUGAAUGAUAAGUAAGUUUUAACAUAUCUUUUGAUUUUUAGAAGAGAAGUGUCGAGGGUUUUACACUCUGACCCCAGGAUCUGAAAAAGGUAAUCGAUCACUAUUUUCCAUCUUUUGUCGCAGACCUUUCCUUUUUGUGCAUUUCUGACCUUCCCCUGUGUUUGUGCUCCUCCCUCCACAGCGAUGAUGUGGCUGUCACUGUCCAUGGAGCUCAUGUACAUCGGUCUGCUGUUCAUCAGUUGCAUCCUGCUCUCUGUGCAGUUGUGUAUCAGGGCCUGGUGCCCCUCCACACAGCGCUGGGGUCAGCUACUCAAUGCCUUUGCCGCUGUCUUCACAGUCCUGGGAGGUACAAGCAGCAAACCCCGACAGUUAAAACAAAGAACAAUCUCCAUAAAAAGAUCCAAUAUGAUCAGUUAUUCUAGUGUGGGAAGCAUUCUGGUUAGAGCACCAGCAGCACAAGAACCUUAUUGGCAUGCACUCUGUUGCAGAUGGUUUCAUACAACAGGGUCUCUGCAGAUUUUGACUGUGUGAAGGAAAACAAAGCAAAAGAAAAUGAACACACUGUCUAUUUUCAGACACAAUUUAGCUUCGUGUAACAGUUAUCAAUGUACUAAUCAGUUUAUCAAUGUAUUGUCCUUUUUUUGCACAUGAAGUCAUUCUAAGGAUAGUGAACUGGUUCUGAGAUUCAGAAAAAGAAAGUAUAUGUGCUUCUUUUGUCUUCACAGGUUUGGUUGGGAUGGUGGGUCACAUGAUGUACAUGCAGGUGUUUCAGACUACAGCAUCAAUGGGACCAGAGGACUUCAAGCCUCACAGCUACGGCUACUCCUGGGCUUUCUAGUGAGUUUUAUAAACACACGAUUCAUUUAAGCCUCACACAGCCAGGUCUAAUAGAAAGUACAAGAGAUCCAGCUUUCAGACUUUGACCUUUCUGGGUUUUGGGUCAAAGUGUGAGGUGUUUCUUUCUCCACAGGCACUUAAGGGUUUCUAAGGACUCACAGUAUGUUACUUUUCUAGCUGUUUACAAAAUGUCCUAGAUGUUUGUGAGCAAGGUGUUACAUUCAGUUGGGGAAAAAUAUCAUAAAUUCGAACUCUGGAGGAUGUGCAGCCUCUCAGUUUGAAAUCUCAUCAUCCAUGUGAUAGUAAGAAACUGUGCCAAGUGACUGUGUGAAGGCUGCCUGAAAGGGGGGUUGAGACUAGUGCAGACAGACGCAUAGGCAGAAAAGCACCAAAACAAAAUUGGUGAGCUCUCCGGAAGAAUCUGUGCAGUACUAAACCACACAUUUCUUGUAAUUAACUGACAACAGGUCUGCUGUUUUUGGGUCACAAACAGCUCCUCAGUGUUUAAGCAUAUUUAUGACAAAAAAAUUUAUAUGGCAGGAAACAUCUUCUUGACCAUCAGUUAGUGAUGGGCGGUAUGACGGUGUAUAUACCAUGUGACGGUAUAAAAGUGUCUACCGGUAGAAAUUUUUCUAUACCAUUUAUACCUGAGAGAGACAGCAGAUGUCUGCUGGAUCUCUCUGAAUCAGUGUAGUUGUCUGCGCUUGCUAACAGGAAAGCCGGAGCACAUCCGUUUGAGCGCAUUAUAUUUACCAGCGUAUUGUGCAGAGUUUGUUCACUCCAUUUGAUUGGUCAGAUUUUGGUGCGCUCCCUAUAAUCACCAGUGUAUCCAGCAGACUGCUUGGCAUAGUUUUGACGCAGAAGAAACAGCUUCGGCAGCCUGACCCAUCCAACAUGAGGAAGAGGAGGAGGGGCUUGUUCCAAAAAAGGGCACGAGUCGUGACAUCGGUUGUCUAGAGAUUCUUUGGAUUUAGAAAAUCCAACAAUGGUCAAAAAACAAUACGGUGCAAAGUGUCCUGUGGCUGUCGUUGCUGGAGGUGGAAACACAAGCAACCUCUUCCACCACCUAAGGAUGAAACACGCCAAGCUCUAUUAAGAGAACCAGAAGAUGCGUGGUGCACCCGCUGCACCAAAAACUGAAGUUGCAGCAGCUCCUCUCAUUCAAAGGGCUUGGCAGAGUCUUUCGCCAAAGGUACGCCAUAUGAUAAAAAAAAAUUGCCAGACUGGUCUGACAUUUUGUUUGUAUUUGUAAACAAAUCCGAGUUUAAAAAUAAAAGGGAAAUGAACAAAUGUGACAGUAUAGUUAUUUUUAAGCUAUUUAUUUAAUUUACAGGGGGGAAAAAACAUACCGUGAUAUAUACCGUUACCGUGAUAUUAAGGAAAGAUAAUGUUCAUACCGCCCAACACUAUCACCAGUCUGUGAAAUUUGUAACAUCCUAUGAUUUAAGUCCACCCUUUCUGCCUAAUUGGCAUUCAGAACAAUAAGCUGUUACUUAACGCCUUUAUAUAACUCUUUUUUUAAGUUUAGGGUGAGGGUGGCCUGGGAUGGGGCCCCAAGUGCGUCUUUCGCCCAGGUCACCAAAAUGGCUUGUUACAGCCCUACAUGGCUACACGUAUCCUAAACGGGUGAGACAAAAAGACAGGGUGCAUGUCAGUGAUUUUUAUUCCCAUGUCUUCCUGUCUCAGUGUGGCCUGGCUCGCCUUCACGGUUUGCAUGUCUGCCGGUGUCUCCACCCUGAACAACUACACCAAGAAGGUCCUGAUGGUGGGACCCCGGCACUACUCCAGCCUGAACCCCUGCAGCUUUAACUUUGUCGGGCUCCUUCCACCAUAUUACACCCCCGCCAACCCAGACAACGCCAUUUCUCACCUGUCACCCUACUAUGAGCCACCAGCAACUGUGUUACCGGCCCCUGCUCCAAGGCUCAUGCACUCAGAGUCCUUCCCUCCUCCCCUCUCCCACCCUUCGCCUGUCUCACCUUACCAUCGGCUGUCCCUCCCUUCUACAUCUCUUGGACCUUCUGUCUCUGCUCACAUGGCCCUGCCAGGACACCAGGAGGGUCAUUAUGGGCUAGAGGUUGCCUUUAGCCCACUCUGAGCGUCUCUUUUCACCUGG
Messenger RNA from Xyrichtys novacula (pearly razorfish), 9821 nucleotides. The record is from the annotation of a GenBank genome assembly. NCBI's taxonomy places the organism in Eukaryota, Metazoa, Chordata, Actinopteri, Labriformes, Labridae.